This is a messenger RNA of Triticum aestivum (bread wheat), 2431 nucleotides long. RefSeq names its product APETALA2-like protein 5. The record is from RefSeq and is a predicted model, not a curated record. The coding region runs from base 423 to 1994 and encodes 523 amino acids. Gene Ontology annotation, molecular function: DNA-binding transcription factor activity; DNA binding. NCBI's taxonomy places the organism in Eukaryota, Viridiplantae, Streptophyta, Magnoliopsida, Poales, Poaceae. The transcript is spliced from 9 exons. Gene Ontology annotation, biological process: regulation of DNA-templated transcription.
UAUGCUCUCCCCUUUCCCUCCCUCACUCCGGGUGAGCUAGCUAUGUUGUGUUGGUGCAGCCGCAGAAGCCUUUGCUCUUCCACCAGUCCAUCCAUCCAUUCCACCGGGAGGAGAGCAGGACCUCUCCUUCCUUUUCCCUCCUCCUCUGCGCUCCUAGGUUAGGAGGAGGGGCUUUUCAAAGGAGAGAGCAAAAGAGAAAGUCCUUGCAUACCCCAACAAGGCAACCCGCUGCUGCCUUUUUCUCCCUCUCCCCUCCCCUCCCCCCUUCUCUCUCUCCACCCUCUCUGCUUUCUUGUUAUCUUCAGCCCAGCCAACGAGAGCAGAGCAGAGCCGAGCCGAGCAGAGAGAGGUGGACCGAAACAUCGGACAGCAAGCAGGGAGGGGAGCUAGCCAAGGAAGGACGGCGGGCAUGUGGGAUCUCAAUGACUCGCCGGCGGCCGACGCGCCGCCGCUGUCCCCGUCCGUCGACGACUCCGGCGCCUCCUCCUCGUCGGCCGCCGCGGUGGUCGAGAUACCCGACGACGCCGACGACGACUCCGCCGAGGCCGUCGUCACGCGCCAGUUCUUCCCCCCGGCCGCCCCGGGCGAGGGCGCCGCCGGGAACGGCCGCGCGGCGUGGCUCCGCCUGGCCGGCGCCCCCGCGCCCGCCGUGGCCGCCGCAGCAGCCGCGGCCGCCGGAGGAGGAGUCGGAGGCCCCGCGGCGUCGGCGGCGGCCAAGAAGAGCCGGCGCGGGCCGCGGUCGCGCAGCUCGCAGUACCGCGGCGUCACCUUCUACCGCCGGACGGGGCGGUGGGAGUCGCACAUAUGGGAUUGCGGCAAGCAGGUCUAUCUGGGUAAGUUUCCUUCAUCUCCAUCUUGUCCAUGCAUACAUAUUUGGGCGCGGAUCGAUCGCCGAUUGGCGGCCGGCCGGCGUUUUUCCCGUUCCCGAUUCCUCACAAUGUCACCGACGACUUGCAGGUGGAUUCGACACUGCUCAUGCGGCGGCUCGGGCGUACGAUCGGGCGGCGAUCAAGUUCCGCGGCAUGGAGGCCGACAUCAACUUCAGCCUGGAGGAUUACGACGACAUCAAGCAGAUGGGCAACCUGACCAAGGAGGAGUUCGUCCACGUGCUCCGGCGCCAGAGCACGGGGUUCCCCCGGGGCAGCUCCAAGUACAGGGGCGUCACCCUCCACAAGUGCGGCAGGUGGGAGGCGCGGAUGGGCCAGUUCCUCGGCAAGAAGUACGUCUACUUGGGGCUGUUCGACACCGAGGAGGAAGCCGCCAGGUCGUACGACCGCGCUGCCAUCAAGUGCAACGGCAAGGAUGCGGUGACAAACUUCGAUCCCAGCACCUACGCCGAGGAGUUCGAGCCCGCGGCUUCGACCGGCGACGCGGAGCAGAACCUGGACCUGUCGCUGGGGAGCUCGGGGGGCUCCAACAAGAGGGGCAGCCUCGACGGCGGCGGAGGCGGCGACGACGACGGCGCGGCCGGGUCCGACCAGCGCGUCCCCAUGGCCUUCGAGCUCGACUGGCAGACGGCGGCGGCGGCGGCGGCGGCACGGAGCACCAAGGCCAAGUUCGACCAGAACUUGACGCAUCACCAGAUGCCCCCUCCGGCCCUGCAAGCCUCCCACAUGCCCUUCAGUCCCAGGCACCACCAAUUCAUGGGCAACGGCGAUCCGGGGACCGCGGGAGGCCUGUCGCUGACGGUCGGCGCCGCCGGCGGGGGCGGGCACUGGCCUCCGCCUCUGCACCACCAAUACCAGCCGCCGCCGCCGCCUCCGCAGCAGCAGCAGCCGCAGCAGAGGCUGCACGGCUGGGGCAACGUCGUCCCCGGCACGAGCUGGCAGCCGCCUCAGCCGCCGCCGCACCACCAGGCGGGGCCGCCGCCGAACAACGCUGCCGCCGCCGCCGCAGCAGCUGCAGCAUCAUCACGAUUCCCACCCUACAUCGCCGCGCAGGCGCAGAGCUGGCUCCAGAAGAACGGCUUCCACUCCCUGGCCCGACCCACCUAGCUUGCCAGAGAGACCAUCAAGACCAGCUCCACCGCGCGCCGCCUUCAUCCAUCAUCCAUGGCGAAGAUCGACCGACAGGUGUGUGUGUGUGUUCCACUGAAGCAGGCGAGAUCACGGAGGAACCACAACCAUGCAUGCAUUACCACCACAACUGAACCGAAACCGAAACUGAAACUGGAUGCUAGUAUUCUUUUUCCAUUUCUUGUUAUUUUUUCUUGAUUGAGUGAGAUGGAUUUGAGAGGACGGAUGGAUGUGGUCAUGUAAAUGCGGAGUUCCCCAAGAAGACGAUCGAGAUUGGUUCUACUCUAGCUUCUAGUAGCUCUAGCUAGCUUUCAACUCAAGUGUCGAGUGUGUUUGUGUGUGUGGUGGAGUAUCUUUUGGUGCUUCUCGUUGCAUACCAUGGCCAACAGCGAUGACUCGGGGGGGAUUCCACAUCA